AUGGAACAAAGUAAUAAAGCCCAUCGUAAAACGAAGGAAAAGAACACUGCCAAAAAGAAACUGCAUACACAAGGUCAUAAUGCUAAGGCCUUUGCAGUUUCUGCCCCAGGGAAGAUGGCAAGACAGAUGCAAAGAUCUAGUGAUGUGAACGAAAGAAAGUUGCAUGUUCCUAUGGUUGACCGUACUCCAGAUGAUGAUCCACCACCAGUAAUUGUUGCUGUUGUCGGACCACCAGGUACUGGUAAGACUACCUUGAUCAAAUCAUUGAUUAGAAGAAUGACUAAGACCACUUUGAAUGAUAUUAACGGUCCGAUCACUGUGGUUUCAGGUAAGCACAGAAGAUUAACAUUUAUUGAAUGUCCUGCCGACGAUUUGAAUUCCAUGGUGGAUGUAGCUAAGAUUGCUGAUUUGGUCUUGUUAUUAAUGGAUGGUAAUUUUGGUUUCGAAAUGGAGACUAUGGAAUUUUUAAACAUUGCCCAAACACAUGGUAUGCCUAGAGUUUUGGGUGUUACUACGCAUUUAGAUUUGUUUAGAUCCCAAUCAACAUUAAGAACUUCCAAAAAGAGAUUAAAGCAUAGAUUUUGGACAGAAGUGUAUCAAGGUGCUAAACUGUUCUAUUUAUCCGGUGUCAUUAAUGGUAGAUACCCUGACAGAGAAAUACUGAACUUGAGUAGAUUCAUCUCAGUUAUGAAAUUUAGACCAUUGAAAUGGAGAAAUGAACAUCCUUAUUUAUUAGCGGAUAGAAUUACAGAUUUAACUCAUCCAGAAAAGAUUGAAAGAGAGGGGAAACAAAUUGAUAGAAAAGUUGCAUUAUACGGGUAUUUACAUGGGACUGCACUACCUUCGAUUUCAGGUACUAAAGUGCACAUUGCUGGUGUUGGUGAUUUCCCAAUUUCUCAAGUAGAAAAACUACCAGAUCCUUGUCCAACUCCAGGUUAUCAACAAAAGCUUGAUGAUUAUGAAAGAGAAAAGAUGAAAGAGGAAGGAAAUACCACAGUCACUCCUAAGAGACGUAAGAGAUUAGAUGAUAAGGAUAAGUUAAUCUAUGCUCCAAUGUCUGAUGUAGGAGGUAUCCUUAUGGAUAAAGACGCCGUUUACAUCAAUGUUGGUAAGAAAAAUGAAGAUGAAAGUUUCGUCCCUGGUCAAGAGAGAGGUGAAGGAGAAAAAUUGGUUACCAAUUUACAAUUAGCUGAAAAGAGUAUCGCUGAAAAUUUCGAAGGUGUUGGUAUUCAACUGUUUAGUAAUGGUACUGAACUACACUCUGUCGAACCUGAAGAAGAUGUAGUAGACGAAGAGGAAGAACAAGAUAAAGAUGGUGAUAAAGGUAGAGCUAAUAUGAGAAACCCAAGAGUUUACGGUAAAUCUGUACAGGAAGAAGAUGAUGAGAUCGACUUAGAUGCUAUUCCAAGUGAUGAUGAAAAUAACGAUGUCGAAGAAGAAGGUGAACCAAGAAUGGUCGAAAUUGAUUUUGAAAACAAUGGUAAAGAUACCAAUACCGCUGAAACUGAUUCAGAAUUUGAGUUAAGUGACAACGACGAUAAUUGGGAAACUGGUGUCGCCAGUAAGUUACAAGCCAAUAAAACUAAGCGUCGUAGAAAAUGGGAUAUUGGAAAAUUAAUCUAUAUGAAUAAUAUCGAACCUCAGGAUUGUAUCAAGAGAUGGAAAGGUGAAGAUGAAGACGAUGAGAAUGAAGAUGAAAGUGAUAUUGAAAAUGAAGAACAGGAUUUUUUUACAAAAAAGGCUGGGAUCACAGAUCAAAGUAAGGAAACCUUUAAUGAUUUAGAGAAAUUCGUUCCAUAUUUUGAAAAGAUGGAAAAAUUAGUUGAAAAAUGGAAAACUUUUGAUUCCAUUAAUGAUAGAUUCAUUGGCGCAUCUAUGAAAUCUAAGAAAGAGUCUAAAGCCGGUGAUUCUAAUGAAGAUGAAGUGUUCGGUGAUUUUGAAGACUUAGAGGAUGAACCAGAGAAUGAAGGAAAUGAGGAUGUAGUGGAAGAAGAUGAUGGUGGUGCACAAUCUGAUGAUUCAUUUACUAACUUUGAUAAAGAAGAGAAGAAAGAUCUAACCAUGGACGAAGAGCGUGAACUAAACGCAACUAAGAAGGAGAAAUAUCGUAAACAAUUUGAAAUCGAAGAAGGUGAAAAUUUCAAGGAAGAUGAUCCAGACAAUGAAUUUGAUACAUGGUACGAAUUACAAAAGGCGAAGAUGGCUAAACAAUUGGAAAUCAACAAGACUGAACUAGAUGAUAUGACUCCGGAACAACGUCAAAAGAUUGAAGGUUACAAGGCUGGUUCAUAUGUUCGUAUUGUGUUUGAUGAUGUUCCUAUGGAAUUCAUUGAAAAUUUUGAUGCAAGAUUCCCAAUUAUAAUGGGUGGUUUGUUACCAACUGAAUUAAAAUUCGGUAUCAUCAAGGGCAGAUUAAGAAGACAUCGUUGGCAUAAGAAGAUACUAAAGACCAAUGAUCCAUUGGUUAUUUCUCUUGGUUGGAGAAGAUUCCAAACAUUACCAAUUUAUACCACAACAGAUUCCAGAACAAGAACAAGAAUGCUGAAAUAUACUCCAGAACAUACAUUCUGUAAUGCAAGUUUCUAUGGUCCAUUAUGUUCUCCAAAUACACCAUUCUGUGGUAUUCAAAUUGUGGCUAAUAGUGAUACAGGUGGUGGUUUCAGAAUUGCUUCUACUGGUGUUGUUGAAGAAUUAGACGUUGAUACCGAGAUUGUAAAGAAAUUGAAAUUGAUUGGUUAUCCCUACAAAAUUUUCAAAAAUACUGCAUUCAUUAAGGAUAUGUUUUCCAGUGCUAUGGAAGUUGCCAGAUUUGAAGGUGCUCAAAUUAAGACCGUCUCUGGUAUCAGAGGUGAAAUCAAGAGAGCGUUAUCUAAACCUGAUGGACAUUUCAGAGCUACAUUUGAAGAUAAGAUUUUGAUGAGUGACACAGUUAUUUUAAGAUCAUGGUAUCCGGUACGUAUUAACCGUUUCUACAACCCUGUGACAUCGUUACUUUUGGAAAAGAAGACAGAAUGGAAGGGUGUGAGACUAACUGGUAAGAUAAGAGCUGAUAUGAAGAUCGAGACUCCGACUAACCCAGAUAGUGCAUAUAAGAAGGUUGAACGUGUUGAGAGACGGUUCAACGGAUUAAAGAUUCCAAAGGCUGUCCAAAGGGACUUACCAUUCAAAUCUCAAAUUCAUCAAAUGAAACCUCAAAAGAAGAAAACUUACAUGGCUAAAAGAGCCGUUGUCAUGGGUGGAGAAGAAAAGAAGGCUCGUGCAUUCAUGCAAAAAGUGUUAACCAUAUCAAGAGCUAAGGAUGAAAAGAGAAAAUCUAAGAAGGCAGAUCAACGUAAGGAGAGAUUAAAAAGACUCGCUAAGGCUGAAGAGGCUAAAAUAGAUAAAGACAAAGAAAAGAAGAAAGAAUAUUUUGCUAAGAAUGGUAAGAGAAGUAGUACCACUGAGGAUAGUAGAAGUAGUAAAAGAAGAUAG
This is a messenger RNA of Maudiozyma barnettii, 3471 nucleotides long. RefSeq names its product GTPase BMS1 (gene BMS1). NCBI's taxonomy places the organism in Eukaryota, Fungi, Ascomycota, Saccharomycetes, Saccharomycetales, Saccharomycetaceae. The record is from RefSeq and is a predicted model, not a curated record. The coding region runs from base 1 to 3471 and encodes 1156 amino acids. Gene Ontology annotation, cellular component: 90S preribosome; nucleus. The transcript has a single exon. Gene Ontology annotation, molecular function: GTP binding; GTPase activity; ATP binding. Gene Ontology annotation, biological process: maturation of SSU-rRNA from tricistronic rRNA transcript (SSU-rRNA, 5.8S rRNA, LSU-rRNA); endonucleolytic cleavage of tricistronic rRNA transcript (SSU-rRNA, 5.8S rRNA, LSU-rRNA); ribosome biogenesis.